Messenger RNA from Eurypyga helias (sunbittern), 2525 nucleotides. RefSeq names its product calcium-dependent secretion activator 2. The transcript is spliced from 17 exons. The annotation marks the transcript as partial. NCBI's taxonomy places the organism in Eukaryota, Metazoa, Chordata, Aves, Eurypygiformes, Eurypygidae. Gene Ontology annotation, biological process: dense core granule exocytosis; synaptic vesicle exocytosis; positive regulation of exocytosis. The record is from RefSeq and is a predicted model, not a curated record. Gene Ontology annotation, cellular component: glutamatergic synapse.
GCCAGAUGGAAUUGGAACAGUGUCUGUUGAAGAGAAAGAGAGGUUUGAGGAAAUUAAGGACAGACUUUCCUCCCUGUUAGAAAACCAAAUAAGCCAUUUCAGGUACUGUUUUCCUUUUGGACGUCCUGAAGGAGCUUUAAAAGCCACACUUUCAUUACUUGAAAGGGUUUUAAUGAAAGAUAUUGCCACUCCCAUACCAGCAGAAGAGGUGAAGAAAGUGGUUAGAAAAUGUCUGGAGAAGGCUGCCUUGAUCAAUUACACUCGACUUACAGAAUAUGCCAAAAUAGAAGCAACAGCAGAAAAGGACUCAGAGACCAUGAACCAAGCAUCACCUGCUGGAAAACUGGAAGAGGUUCUUCACCUUGCAGAACUCUGUAUCGAAGUAUUACAGCAAAAUGAAGAACAUCAUUCAGAGGGAAGAGAGGCGUUUGCUUGGUGGCCAGAAUUAUUGGCUGAGCAUGCAGAGAAGUUUUUGUCUCUGUAUUCUGUUGAUAUGGAUGCAGCACUUGAGGCACAGCCGCAGGACUCCUGGGACAGCUUUCCACUUUUCCAGCUGCUGAAUAACGCUCUCAGAAAUGACACAUUUUUGUGCAAUGGAAAGUUUCACAAGCACUUGCAAGAACUUUUUGUUCCUAUGGUCAUUCGCUACAUCGAUCUUAUGGAAUCAUCAAUUGCCCAGUCCAUUCACAGAGGUCUCGAACAAGAGUCAUGGCAACCUGUCAAGAGCAUCAGCACCAGUCUUCCUAAUGUAGCUCUUCCAAAAGUUCCAAGUUUGCCUCUUAACCUUCCACAAAUGCCUAGCUUUACUACACCAACCUGGAUGACUUCUUUGUAUGACUCCACCAAUGGCUCAGCUACAUCAGAAGAUCUUUUCUGGAAACUGGAUGCUCUGCAGAUGUUUGUUUUUGAUCUUCACUGGCCAGAACCAGAAUUUGCCCACCAUUUAGAGCAGAGACUUAAACUCAUGGCCACUGACAUGAUAGAAGCCUGUGUUAAAAGAACAAGAAUCGCAUUUGAACUCAAGCUGCAAAAGACAAACAAAUCAACAGACUUGCGUAUCCCUUCUUCUCUGUGUACAAUGUUUAAUGUCUUAGUUGAUGCCAAAAAACAAACUGCUAAACUCUGCAUACUGGAUGGGGGGCAAGAGCAACAAUACCAUUCAAAAAUAGAUGACUUGGUUGAAGAAACUGUUAAAGAAAUCAUUUCACUUCUUGUUUCAAAGGUUGUUUCAGUGUUAGAAGGUGUGCUGUCUAAAUUGUCAAGAUACGACGAAGGCACUUUCUUCUCAUCGUUAGUUUCAUUCACUGUGAAAGCAGCUGCAAAAUAUGUUGAUGUUCCCAAACCAGGAAUGGAUCUAGCUGAUACCUACAUUAUGUUUGUUCGACAAAACCAGGAUAUACUUCGAGAAAAAGUCAACGAGGAAAUGUACAUAGAGAAGUUAUUUGAUCAAUGGUACAGCAGCUCCAUGAAAGUCAUAUGCAUGUGGUUGGCUGAUAGAUUAGACCUUCAACUUCACAUCUACCAGUUGAAGACUCUCAUCAAGAUAGUGAAGAAAACCUACCGCGACUUCAGGUUGCAAGGCGUGCUGGAGGGAACGCUGAACAGUAAAACCUACGACACCGUUCACAGCCGUCUGACCGUAGAGGAGGCCACAGUCUCAGUCACGGAUGCGGGAGGACUUCAGGGCAUUACUAUGAAAGACAGUGAUGAGGAGGAAGGCUGAUAGUAUUUCACCAAGCAUUUGGAGCUCGGUGGGGGUGGUCUGAGGGUGGGAGUUACCUUUGGCUUGGGGGUUUUUUGGUAACUUGUCCUUGUAGUUGCAUUUAUAGUUUUGCCUUAUGAUAUAGGUGCAGAAAUGUAAUUUGCUCCAUUUUUUAAAAAAAAAAGAAAAGAAAGUAAGAUUAUCAGAGGAAAAGUGCCAAGGACUUUUUGAGAACAGUGGUUGUAGCAGAUUUUUUGUGUAGCUUUGCUUAGGGCUGCAAGAAUACUGGCAUGGGGUUUGAGUUCCACUUGUGAUUACGUUUCUUUCCCUUUUGUUCGUUACCAUUCGUUCUUGUAUCUCCAUCAGAUAUUGGUGUCCUGUGCAGAAAACAAAACGUGUGCCUCACUUAACACCCAACUAUACAGGAAACCAUUCUUGGAAUAAGUCAGUGCCCUGGGUAAAAAAAUAGUGUAUUUUGAGGAUUACACUUUGUUUAUCUUAUUUUGUGCUUAAUUUUACAUUAUUAUGUGAUGUGCAUUAAAAAUUUUAAUCUUGGUUCUUUGUAUUUCGAGGUUGGUAUAUAAGUAGUAGGAUUUCAAGGACAGUCAAACACAUACAAACUACUUAGGAGUGUUGUUGUGUCAAUUCAUUUUGCAAGUUUGAAGAUAUCUCAUCACGUUGGAUGUCAGUAAGCUUGCCAUCAAUGUUACUAUUUCUGUGAAAAAUUUCAGGCAAUAAGAACACAUUUUGUCGUGACCAUUUCUGUAUCUACCCAAGUUUGUAUAGAAUUCUACAAUUAAAAGAUGUUUUCAAUAUUUCAAAC